AUGCCGAUGCAUCCAGUCACCUCCACGCUGAUGUACCGGGGGAUCUGCACCAUCCCGGACAUGCUGUACAGCCAGCCGGUGAACCUGCCCGAAGACGAAGUUGAAGAGAUCCGCGAGGCCUUCAAAGUGUUCGACCGUGAUGGAAACGGAUUCAUCUCAAAGCAGGAGCUGGGGAUGGCCAUGCGCUCCCUCGGCUACAUGCCGAACGAGGUGGAGCUGGAGGUCAUCAUCCAGAGACUGGACAUGGACGGCGAUGGCCAGGUGGACUUUGAGGAGUUUGUCACUCUCCUGGGCCCGAAGCUGACGGCAGCUGGGUUGCCGGAUAAGUUCCACGGCGCCGACUUUGACUCCGUCUUUUGGAAGACAGACAUGCAGAAGCUGACAGUAGAGGAGCUGAAGAGGCUUCUGUACGACACCUUCUGUGACCACCUCUCUAUGAAAGACAUCGAGAACAUCAUCAUGACCGAGGAGAACCACAUAGAGAACCCUGGGCAGUGCCAGGUGGAUAUAGACAGUUCCAGCCCGACGCAGCAUGUGAAGCAAACCUGUGUGCGCAAGAGCCUGAUAUGCGCCUUCGCCAUCGCUUUCAUCAUCAGCGUCAUGCUCAUCGCAGCCAAUCAGGUGCUGCGGAGCGGCAUGAAAUAG
Messenger RNA from Limanda limanda (common dab), 645 nucleotides. RefSeq names its product calcium-binding protein 7 (gene cabp7a). The record is from RefSeq and is a predicted model, not a curated record. The transcript is spliced from 5 exons. The coding region runs from base 1 to 645 and encodes 214 amino acids. Gene Ontology annotation, molecular function: calcium ion binding. NCBI's taxonomy places the organism in Eukaryota, Metazoa, Chordata, Actinopteri, Pleuronectiformes, Pleuronectidae.